AUUUGAUAUUUUUUCUUUUGAAGAUAUUCCUUCUUGGCUCACUCACAGUGAACAUAAGCUCAUUUUCCUUUCUAACGAAAUUCGGAUAAUGGUGUCUCUGAUUUCGCCACCUUCUUCGUCUCCGAACAUUCAAUUGCGCGAAACUCGUUUCUUCUCCAGUCUCUUCAUUCCGCCAAGGAGCGUCAGAUUCCUCCAAAACACACGAAACCACGAAAAUCACAAAUGGAAAACGCUACGGUGCGGCGUUACCAGCGCCGGUGCGUCUCCUCCGCCGUCGUUGACGAAGGAGCCUCACAAGUUCUUCGACCACGUAAUCAUCACCGUUCGCGCCGGUGACGGAGGCCACGGCGCGGUGCUGAAUCACAGAGAGAAGAACGAGCUGGAGCAGGGUAAAACGAAGAAGAAAGGGAAAGGCUCGUUGAAGAGGGACUUCGACGGGUCGCUCAUACUACCUACGGGAGGGCACGGAGGGGACGUGGUGAUCUACGCCGACGAGGCCAAAGACACGUUGCUGGAGUUUCACAACAAGAGCAGGUAUCACGCCAAGCGCGGUGGCAACGUUGGUGCGAUGGGCGUUUUGACGUCGAUGUUGCGCGAUGGACUUGUGGCUCCCACGAUGCGCAUUCCUGUUCCUGUAGGUACAGUUGUGAAAAGCAAACGAGGGAAGGUGUUGGCUGAUUUAGCACAACCUGGCGAUGAAGUUCUUGUUGCUAGGGGAGGACAGGGAGGGAUUAGCUUGUUGGAAAUGCCACAGCGUCAAAGAAAAAAGAUGAUGGCUCUGACAACUAAUGUGAUGAGAGAUGACUCGGACAAGAUUUUAGUUCACGGUCAACCUGGAGAGGAAGUUAAGUUGGAGUUGAUCCUACGAGUUGUAGCCGACGUUGGUCUGAUUGGACUUCCAAAUGCUGGGAAAUCAACACUUCUGGCAGCCAUUACACUUGCUAAACCUGAUAUUGCUGAUUACCCUUUUACAACAUUAAUGCCAAAUCUUGGACGCCUAGGUGGUGAUCCCAGCUUGGGGGCUGGAAUGUAUUCAUCAGAAGCUACAUUGGCAGAUUUGCCUGGUCUUAUUGAAGGCGCUCACUUAGGAAAGGGUCUUGGUCGUAAUUUUUUGAGGCACCUCAGAAGGACCCGGCUUUUGGUCCAUGUUGUUGAUGCUGCCACUGAGAGUCCUGUAAAUGACUACAGAACGGUCAGAGAAGAGUUGCGCAUGUAUAAUCCUGCUUACCUUGAGAGACCGUAUGUUGUAGUUUUGAAUAAGAUUGACCUACCAGAGGCAAAGGACAGACUUCCAUCGUUGAUUCAAGAAAUCAUGAGAAUUGGCAACCGUGAUGCUCAAUUGUCUGAUGAAACUGACACGAAGGAGAAAAAACUUGAGGACUAUCCUAAACCUCUCUCUGUUGUUGGAGUCAGUGUUCUAAAGGGCAUCCAGAUUACUGAGAUGUUAAAGGAGAUAAGGUCUGCUUUAAAGAAAUGCUCGGGUUCAAGUGAAACAUUGAUUUCUACUUGAGAAUAGCUUAUUAUAUGUUUUUGUUAAGCAAUACUGAAUUGCAGUUCAUCAAGUCUUUUUGCUAUAGUUCUGGUAUUAAUUUGAAUUUAUCAUAGAACAAAGUUUAGAAGAUUAUUACCAGUUCCCAACAGAGGAAUACGUGUAAGAUGAUGAAAGCAUUGAGUAUAAUAGUUCCAGUAAAUCUGUCUGAUAUUGUUGUAAGCAUCAAGAUUGACAUGAAGAAGUUCAUAUUGUUGUAA
This is a messenger RNA of Vigna angularis (adzuki bean), 1749 nucleotides long. RefSeq names its product probable GTP-binding protein OBGC2. The coding region runs from base 89 to 1510 and encodes 473 amino acids. NCBI's taxonomy places the organism in Eukaryota, Viridiplantae, Streptophyta, Magnoliopsida, Fabales, Fabaceae. The record is from RefSeq and is a predicted model, not a curated record. Gene Ontology annotation, molecular function: GTP binding; GTPase activity. The transcript is spliced from 10 exons. Gene Ontology annotation, cellular component: mitochondrion.